AUGAACGCGAAAGAAACACGCGCGAGACGCGGGGCUCUGAUUGUCGUCGAAGGCCUGGAUCGAGCUGGCAAAUCCAGCCAGUGCGAGCUCCUUCGCAACUAUUUACAGGAAUCCGGUCAUGCAGUGAAAUAUAUUAGGUUUCCAGACCGAACCACGUCCAUUGGCAAGAUGAUCGAUGGCUAUUUACGCGGCCAAUCGCAGUUGGAUGACCAUUCCAUUCACCUUCUCUUCUCCGCAAAUCGAUGGGAGGCUGCCCGGAGCAUUGAGCAAGAUAUCGCCAAUGGGGUCAAUGUGAUUGUCGACCGAUAUUCGUAUUCCGGCGCAGUGUAUUCGGCCGCCAAAGGCAAUCCUUCUUUAUCCCUUGAAUGGGCCUGGCUUCCAGAAAUCGGAUUGCCCCGGCCGGAUCUAUGUCUCUUCCUUCGCAUAUCUCCCGAAGAGGCAGCAAAGCGUGGCGGAUUUGGUGCGGAGCGUUAUGAGAACGAGGCUAUGCAGACCCGUGUGCGGGAGCUGUUCCAAACUAUAUUUGACCUCCAGCGAGGAGGCACGGUUCGCAUGCUUGAUGCCGGAAGAUCGUUUCAAGAAGUGUCAGACGAUAUCGAGAAGAUUGUGACCGAGUGUAUUGCAUGCUUGGAUCCCGCUAGUCCUUUGGCGAAACUCACGUCCAUUUCCUGA
Aspergillus ochraceoroseus IBT 24754 is the source of this 672-nucleotide messenger RNA. RefSeq names its product bifunctional thymidylate/uridylate kinase. Bases 1 to 672 code for a protein of 223 amino acids. Gene Ontology annotation, molecular function: ATP binding; dTMP kinase activity. The transcript has 2 exons. Lineage: Eukaryota; Fungi; Ascomycota; Eurotiomycetes; Eurotiales; Aspergillaceae. Gene Ontology annotation, biological process: dTTP biosynthetic process; dUDP biosynthetic process; dTDP biosynthetic process. The record is from RefSeq and is a predicted model, not a curated record. Gene Ontology annotation, cellular component: nucleus; cytoplasm; cytosol.